Carcharodon carcharias (great white shark) is the source of this 1872-nucleotide messenger RNA. RefSeq names its product PR domain containing 13 (gene prdm13). The transcript has 4 exons. The record is from RefSeq and is a predicted model, not a curated record. Bases 1 to 1872 code for a protein of 623 amino acids. Gene Ontology annotation, molecular function: protein binding. NCBI's taxonomy places the organism in Eukaryota, Metazoa, Chordata, Chondrichthyes, Lamniformes, Lamnidae. Gene Ontology annotation, cellular component: nucleus.
AUGCAAACCCCCCGGAGCUCGGCGAUCACCGUGACCGCGGAAAGCAUCAUCCCAGCCGGUCUGCGCCUGGGUCCCUUGCAGGGCAUUUUUAGGCUGGGAAAAUACAUGUCUGAUCGCAAGGAGCAGUGCAACAAGAAAAAGGUACGCUUUGUCAGAGGGGAUUUGAUUGAUGAAGCUGGCGACUCUGUCCCGGAGUGGAUAGAGUUAAUCCGAGCUGCCAGACACGUCCAAGAGCAGAAUCUGGAAGCGAUCACUGACCUUCCAGGGGGACAGAUCUUUUACAGAACACUGAGGGAUAUCCAGCCCGGGGAAGAGUUAGCAGCAUGGUACUCCAGAGCUCUGGCUCAGUGGUUCGAUAUACCAACCACAGCCACACCGACACAUGAUGAGAAAGGGGAGGAGCGUUAUAUUUGUUGGUACUGUUGGAGAACAUUCAAAUAUCCGAACACUUUAAUAGCUCAUAUCCACUUCCACUGCUCUCUGAGUAAUGGCAGGGGCUUCAUCAACAGCGACCAGUGCAGAAUUUCGGAGACUUUCACCAAAUCUCCGAAGGCAGCCGACAUAUCCAGUUCAUCAACAUCCCUGAGAAAUAGCCAUCAAAUCUCCUCUGGCUCCACAGAGGGGCUUAAACGAUCGUCGUCGCCGAUUUUGGCUAAAAUGGUUAUGAGCAAGAAAACCGUGGGACACGAGGAUGAGCAGGACAGGGCCCUGGACAUGAGUGUCAAUUCAGCCAGAAGUCAUGGAGCCCUGACGGCUAUAGGCGGCACUUCAAUAGUCAGCGCGAUGGGCUUUCAUCCUGGGAUUCGAUCCGCUUUUAAACCCACUGGAUUAUCAAAAUUAAUAUCGUCUGAUCCAAGCGGAGACAGCAACACUAAAACAAAUGGAUUAGGCUUCAAUAAACUCCUGAGCAGUGUGAAAUCACCACGUUCCACCAGCGAGAGCAUGGGGGGGAGUCACCCAGCCAAAUGUAUUCAUUCCAUCGAGCCGCCACUCCCUGCACUGCCAUGCAGCAACACAACCAGGGGCUUCCCCUCGUUUCCCAAUUUUGAAGAGGCGUCUGCAUUCAAACACGUGGAAAGGGGGCUUCACCCCAAUUUGUCCCCUAACCGUUACACCCCGAUCCCAACGAGCGUUCAUUUUGAGAGGUUCUCCAUCCCGCCAUUUGAAGGAGUUAAACCUUUCUCCGGGGAAUGCAACAUCCCCAUAAUGCCCUUAACCGUUUAUAAUGGUGAACUUCUCUACAGUCCCCCCUAUUACCCCUUAAAAUUCCACUUCAGCAACUUAAUUAAAUACCCAGAAUCUGUCACCUACUUUGGAGCUCCAUCUCUCAACCCCGAACUUGGUUCCAUAGCCAAUAUUGACAGAGAGAUUGCCAUGCACACCCAACAACUAUCGAGUAUUGCUGCAGAAAAGAGCAGAUCUCGGCUGGAGUCCAUGUCCACCACCAGCACAUCCAGUGGCAAGCCCAAAAAAGGUCACCUCUGCUUAUAUUGUGGGAAACUCUACUCGCGUAAAUACGGUCUGAAAAUUCACAUGCGGACACAUACAGGGUACAAACCUUUAAAAUGCAAAGUCUGCCUUCGACCCUUUGGAGAUCCCAGCAACCUAAACAAACAUAUCCGCUUGCACGCCGAGGGUAACACGCCAUACAGGUGUGAAUUCUGUGGCAAGGUGCUUGUGCGUCGCAGGGACCUGGAGAGGCACGUCAAAUCGAGACACCCAGGACAAAGCGUGCACAAGACUGAGAGCAAAACGGAAACUUCCUUUGACGACGCCGAGCAGAAAAGUGAUCAUAGUAACGAGAGCGACGUGGACGUAUGUUUCACUGAUGAUCAGAGCGAUCAAGAUUCAGGAAAGAACAACGAUCAAUGA